CGCUUCCUCCUCCUCCUCCCGCGCGGGCGGCGCGUGAUGCAGCGCUGAGCGAGCGCGCGCCACCGCCCCGCCCUCCCGCGGGUCACGUGGGCGCGCUGUUUGGAGGCGGCGGCGUGAGCGGCACCGGGAGCGCGCGGGGCGCCGUGAGGGAGCGGCACCGGGAGCGGCACCGGGAGCGCGCGGGGCGCCGUGAGGGAGCGGCACCGGGAGCGGCACCGGGAGCGCGCGGGGCGCGGUGCAGCUAAAAGCUGAAGCUGUAACGCACCCAUGAGUGAGCAGCACUAGUCGUGUGCAUCCAUGGCCUCUGUGCCAGUAAUCCCAGACUCUUACAACCAUGUCUUGGCAGAGUUGGAAUGUUUGGAUCCAUUGCUUUCUGCACUCAGGUUGGAUUCCAGUCGUCUCAAGUGCACGUGUAUAGAUGUGUCAAAGAGAUGGCUGGCUCUAGGCAGCUCAGGAGGAGGACUGAACCUUAUCCAGAAGGAUGGUUGGAAGCAAAGGCUCUUUCUCACUCACAAGGAAGGUGCCAUUUCCCGGGUGGCCUGUUGUUUGCAUGAUGAAGACUAUGUUGCUGUUGCCACCAGCCAAGGCCUUGUAGUAGUCUGGGAGCUGAAUCAGGAACGUCGUGGGAAGCCAGAACGGAUUUAUGUUUCCUCUGAGCAUAAGGGCAGGAAAGUCACAGCUCUGUGCUGGGAUACAGCUGCCCUUCGAGUUUUUGUAGGAGAUCAUGUGGGAAAAGUAUCAGCCAUCAAGAUUAACACAUCUAAACAAGGGAAGGCUGCAGCUACUUUUGUGAUGUUUCCUGUCCAGAUUAUAACCACUGUAGAUUCUCGGGUGGUUCAGCUUGAUUAUUUGGAUGGAAGACUGCUCAUAUCUUCACUUACCCGCACUUAUUUAUGUGAUACAGAGAGAGAGAAGUUCUGGAAGAUCGGUAAUAAAGAGAGAGAUGGAGAAUUUGGAUCAUGUUUCUUCCCUGUUGGAAAAAACAGUGGGAAUCAGCAGCCAUUAAUAUACUGUGCUCGGCCUGGCUCGAGGAUGUGGGAGGUGAACUUUGACGGGGAAGUGCAAAGCACACAUCAGUUCAAGCAGCUGCUCUCGUCACCACCUCUUCCUGUUGUUACUCUCAGGCAGGAUCCUCAUUACACUGGUUCCAGCUGCUCACCACAAUCUUUAUCUUUCCCCAAGCUGCUGUAUUUGACUGAGCACUGUGUGGUGACCUGGACAGAAAGAGGCAUUUAUAUUUUUCUUCCCCAAAGCCUUCAAGUGUUACUCUGGAGUGAAGUUAAAGAUAUUCAGGAUAUUGCAGUUCACAAGAGCGAGUUGUUCUGUCUGCAUACAAAUGGCAAAGUUGUGCACCUCUCCCUUCUGCUGGUCGACCGCUGUGUAGAGCGUCUGAUGAGAAGAGGAUUCUGGACCCUCGCUGCCAGGGUCUCCUGUCUCUUCCAAAAUUCAGUUGUUUCUUGCAGAGCAAGAAAAAAUUUGCCUGUAGACAAGCUGGAGCACUUGAAGUCUCAGCUGGAUCCUUCAACCCAGCAAGACCUCAUUGUGCAACUGGAAGAGCUGAUUGCAAAGUUGGAACCUCUAGAUUCUGCAUGCAGCAGUAGAAGGAGCAGUAUUUCAUCUCAUGAAAGCUUCAGUGUCUUAGACUCUGGAAUCUACCGUGUUAUCAGUCGAAGGGGCAGUCAGUCCGAUGAAGACUCAUGUUCCCUCCACAGUCAAACAUUCUCAGAAGAUGAGAGACUUAAAGAAUUUCCUGCACACCAUGAAGAUGAACAACUAGAACUUGAGAACGUAUCUCAUGCAUCUGUGGUGGUUGAGGCUGACCGGAAUGAGACAUUUCUCCCAUUCAGUAUCCCUUUGUCAUUCCGUUCCCCAUCUCCUCUCGUCUCUCUCCAAGCUGUCAAAGAAAGUGUUUCCAGCUUUGUACGCAAAACCACGGAAAAGAUUGGCACACUUCAUAUAAGUCCUGAGUCUAGAGGGAAGCAUGAAGCAAAGGAUGAUGAGCAGCUGCCAGAGCUAACUCUUAAUCCAGUAGCAUCUCCCCAGGAAGAAAAAGAGUCAGAACCCCAGAACUGCCACCUUCCUGAGGAGGACCGUCUGAGAGAUCUCAAGGCUGCAACAGCAGAAACUAUAGCCAAGCUCCAGGAUCCCUUGGUUUUGUUAGAACCUCAGUGUAUGAGAAGGGUCUUACAGGAAUGGCUUGUCUAUCUAGAAGAAAAAUUCAGCCAGGAGCAUUCUGCUUUGUCUGCUAAGAAAAGCAAGACUCUGUGUGCUGAAGAACAGAGGGCAGUCCUGGAGGAAAACCUGCAAGUGCCUCCAGCUGACAGAGACCCAGUAGACAAGGAACAGAGUGGUAUUUUGGAAGACUGCAUUGAAAAGGAAAAUACUGAUGAAACCUGUACAGGCAAAUCCAUGUGUGAAAAUGGUACUGAUGUGACUGGGCCUCUGGGCUGUGGCUUUCAGGUGUCUCCUCCAUGUACCAUCGAACCUGAUGUUCUGAAGGAUCUUGUGGAGCUGACAACUCUGUGCUUUGAGCUGCAUGUCUUUUCUGGUGGGAGUGCUGAGGCUGAGGAGAGCUCUGAGGGGAGUCUGCCACCAGCAGCUUCAGGCACCUUGGCUUGUAGGUUUAUGCGAAGCUACUUCUUCCUUUUGGAUUUAAAGAGAGUAAAGCAGUGUAUUAUAACCACGUGUGCCACCAGCCCUAAUGUAUGGGAAACAUACAUUGCAGGAUUGAAAGAAAUAACUUGUCACAGUCCAGUGGCUUUAGCAAUGGAAAGUGAAGAUAUGUUGAAAAUACUGAAGCUGCUGCAUGACCUGGGGCCAUGGGAUGACAGCCCACUGUUGCUGGCACAUGCUCAAAGGCUUUAUGAAAAAUUUGGGGAAACAGCUCUUCGGCCGUUGAUCAAGUUCCACCCCUCUAUUUUGCCUUAUGAUAUUAAACAGCUUUGCAGGAAUGAUCCAGCUCACUUUUUAGCAUAUUUAGAUAGUCUGGUGAAAUCAAAGCCAGAGGAUAAAAGGCCAUUUCUCCUUAGGUCUCUUCUGCAGCCGGAAUCUGUGCGGUUGGAGUGGUUGUGCUUGGCAGUUUCUCAUGAUGCUCCACAAAGGGCAAACACUGUGGAUGAGGAAGGAAAUCCCAGGCCACGAUCACAUUUGUUUACCUGGGGCUACAGCCAGCUCAUUCUGCUCUUGAUUAAACUCCCAGCUGAUUUUGUUAUGAAAGAGAAGAUGGCUGACAUCUGUAAAUCACAUGGAUUUUGGCCUGGAUAUCUUUUUCUCUGUCUGGAGCUGGAUAGAAGAAUAGAAGCCUUUACUAAUAUUGUUCAUUUGGAUGAUUUGAGCCUGUUGAAUGGAGAAGAUGGUUCCAUUCCAGAGACUAUAGAAGAAUGGAAGUUUGUUCUGCAUCUUGCACAGAAUCACCGCACAGCUUCCCACCAGCACAGCCCACAGAAUGGGAAUGCUGUCAGCAAUGGAGGCCCCAGCUGCCCAGACUGCAUCACUGUGGAAAACAUUGCUCUGUUGCUGGCCAAGGCCAUUGGCCCAAAUCGUGCCUUGCCUCUCUUGCAGGAGUGUGGCUUGACACUAGAAUUGUCUGAGAGGUUUACUGGUGUCUGUGAGAUACUGAGGAUCGCUGAGAAAAGGCAGAGAGCGCUGAUUCAGUCCAUGUUGGAAAGGUGUGACCGGUUUUUGUGGUCUCAGCAAGCAUAGAAAGCAGCUUGGGAGAACUCUGGGAACAUUUUAUACUGUAAUGACUGUAUAUUCAAGUGCCUCUUAGAUUUCACAGGCCCUUAAAAAUAACAAACUCCUGUCUAAAAGUUCAGUUAUACUGAGCCAGUCUCCAUCUGGCAGGUAUCUGACCUGGAAGUGGUGACAGUUCUUCCUUAUUCCUUUGGAGAAGACUUUUGAACUGUAGAAUAUAGAUCAAAACAAGCCAGUAUUUAUCUUGAAAUUAAGCUCAUAGAUUUCCAAGAUGAAAAUUGCUGAAUUUAUUUUCUGAGUCUAUAACUUAAGUGUUCAGAGAUAUGAACCCCUAAGUAUUAAAUUAUGGUGUAUAAAA
Passer montanus (Eurasian tree sparrow) is the source of this 4051-nucleotide messenger RNA. It is a transcript of the gene HPS5, whose product is annotated as HPS5 biogenesis of lysosomal organelles complex 2 subunit 2. NCBI's taxonomy places the organism in Eukaryota, Metazoa, Chordata, Aves, Passeriformes, Passeridae. The transcript has 23 exons. The record is from RefSeq and is a predicted model, not a curated record. Gene Ontology annotation, biological process: developmental pigmentation. Gene Ontology annotation, molecular function: protein binding. Gene Ontology annotation, cellular component: cytoplasm. Bases 298 to 3702 code for a protein of 1134 amino acids.